This is a messenger RNA of Verruconis gallopava, 780 nucleotides long. RefSeq lists its product as uncharacterized. Bases 287 to 613 code for a protein of 108 amino acids. Lineage: Eukaryota; Fungi; Ascomycota; Dothideomycetes; Venturiales; Sympoventuriaceae. The transcript is spliced from 2 exons. The record is from RefSeq and is a predicted model, not a curated record.
UGAUGAUUUUACGACGUUGAAGUCCCUUGAUGAGCAGUCUGGUCCCAGAACAAGCCAGUGCAGCAGACACGCGAGCGAUAACGAACCCGCAGAGCGGACGCAACGUCACCAAUCCGGCCAAAGAUUCAAACAUUCUCUCCCUCGACGACUCGAAUUCCUGUCGAGCUGGUGCGCAGGCAAGACUUGCACAAAGAAUGCAUGAUGGAGCGGAUGCCGAAGUUACAAGAAACGAUUCCUUGUGGUGGCUCGACUGUUGUUCCCCAACAUUAAUUGUGCACACCACGUCAUGCUGCUCAUGCAAUUCGGAGUACAUUUUUUGAAUUUGGAUAUAAGAGGAGCUGGCAUGCUAGGGAGAAUAGCCAAUCCGGCAGAAUUGGAAAGGAAGCAUGUUGGUCGUAUCUUACUACUUGGCGCUACCUUUUUCCAGCCAGUGAAAUGGAAGGAAAACCUUCGGGUUCCUGCGCUAGCCUGUUUCUGCCAGCCUGGGAGCAACGGCGCUCUGCCUGAACAUCCAAAACAUGAGCCUAAGAAUAGCUCUUCUCCAAACGAGCAUCAUGGCCCCAAGGUUGAUCUUCUGUCAAUCAACACCGAAGACCAACAGCCACAACUGUGAAUAACCGUCCAUAAACCCUUGGCACCUUAGGCAUACAGCAGUAAACCGCCCAGGUAUACACGCUCCCUGCGGUGGCUGAGUUUCGGCAGAUGUGGAAUAUAGCCCCAACCUUGAGACUUUGCCCUUGUUUUCAACCUCGCAGGUAGUAGCUGUGCUGAGCUGCAUUG